AUGACCGAUGUCUUCCUAAUCUGCUUCUCCGUGGUCAACCCGGCCAGUUUCCAGAACGUGCGUGAGGAGUGGGUGCCUGAAUUGCAGGAGUAUGCGCCCAGUGUGCCCUAUCUUCUCAUCGGCACCCAGAUCGAUCUUCGAGAUGACCCCAAGACCAUCGCCAAAUUGAACGACAUGAAGGAGAAGCCCAUCACCACCGAGCAAGGCCAGAAACUGGCAAAGGAGGUUUGUACGAUUGGUGCGUGUUGCUAUGUGGAGUGUUCGGCACUGACCCAAAAGGGCCUGAAGACAGUGUUUGACGAGGCCAUCAUCGCUAUCUUGGCUCCAAAGAGAAAGAAGGGAUCUCUGAAGAGAAGAAUGGGACCCCGCUGUAUCAACUGCUGCCUCAUCACGUGA
Menidia menidia (Atlantic silverside) is the source of this 396-nucleotide messenger RNA. Lineage: Eukaryota; Metazoa; Chordata; Actinopteri; Atheriniformes; Atherinopsidae. The record is from the annotation of a GenBank genome assembly.